CGCCAUCAGGAGUGCAGAGCGCCCGGCGCACGAGGGAAGGAGGCUCAGGGAACCCGCCCCUCGCACCUGCAGAUUUCUCCCCUGGGCAGAAGGCAGCCGUCGGAGAAGUUGGAGGUGUCUUCCUGGAACUGUGAGCGGGACAGUUGGACGCCUUCGGUAGGGACGAGGUUUCUUCCAGACAUGGAUACAGUGGGGCAGAUCAUCUCCUUAGGCCUGUAUAUCUACAAACAGUGUGAAGAGAUGAAAUACUGCCAGAAACAGUGCCAGCGUCUAGGGAGCCGUGUUCAUGGCCUGCUGCAGCCUCUGCGAAAGCUCCAGGCCCAAGGAGAGGGGAACCUGCCCACUGAGAUAACCACUGCCCUGAACCGUUUCCAUGCUGUCCUCAAGGAAGCUCGGAGGCAGAUAGAUGAGUUCAGCAAUAAAUCCAAUAUCCGGAAGUUUCUAACAGCAGGACAUGAGAAAAUACUCUUCAGUGAAGUGAACGAAAGGCUGAGAGAUGUUGGGGAGGAGCUCUCGCUGCUGCUUCAGGUGGAUCAAUGGAUGCAUCUUUCAAGCAUCAACCAAAAAGCGUCCUGGCAACAGGAAGAUCAGCAGGAUGCAGAGGAAGACAUGCAAGUCUUCCAAACACCAAGAAGUGGAAGUGAAAUUAUAGAAGCUUCAUUGAGAAAAUUGGAAAUCGACAUGAAAGAAACCACCAAAAUCGUGAGGCAGUACCUACAGAAACCCGUGAAGGAGAUCCCACAUGAUCAAAUCAAGGAGAUUAAGAAGGAGGAGCUUUCAGGAUACGACUGGAUCCUACUAAGGAAAAACGAAUUCAGUGCACUUUAUAAGGGAGAAUACCACAAAUCUCCAGUGGCCAUAAAAGUAUUCAAUAAACCCCAGGCCAGAAGCAUUGGAAUAGUGAGGCAUACUUUCAAUAAUGAGAUCAGAGCCAUGAAGAAAUUUGAUUCUCCCAACAUCCUGCGUAUAUUUGGGAUUUGCAUUGAUGAAACAGUGACCCCGCCUCAAUUCUCCAUCGUCAUGGAGUACUGUGAGCUCGGGACCCUGCGGGAACUGCUGGACAGGGAAAAGGAGCUCAUGUUUGCUGUGCGCAUCGUCCUGGUCCUGGGGGCAGCCACAGGCUUGUACAGGCUGCACCAUUCUGAAGCAUCCACAGAACUCCACAGGAACAUCAGCAGCACGAGCUUCCUAGUGGCUGAAGGCUAUAAAGUGAAGCUUGCAGGAUUUGAGUUGAGCAAAACACAGACUUCCAUCAGUCGAGAAACUAAGGGAAAAGAAGCAGAGAGAGUCAGGUCUGCAGCAUACAUCUCACCUCAGAGACUGGAAAAUGUGUUUGAUAGAUAUGACAUAAAAGCUGAGAUAUACAGCUUUGGAAUCGUCCUCUGGGAAAUCGCCACUGGGAAGAUCCCAUUUGAAGGCUUUGAUUCCAAGAAGAUCUACCAGCUAGUGGCUGUGGACCGGUACCUGGAGCCUCUGGGUGAAGACUGCCCUUCACAGUUGCAGGAGAUUAUUGAUGAUUGCCGGGCAUAUGAGCCCUCCAGGCGGCCUUCUGCUAAAGAAAUCUUAGAGAAACUGUCGGCCUUUCACUAAGCUGUGUAUUGAAACUGAAACUAAGGGGUCCCUGGACAAGAAGCUGGAAGAGGCACAAGCUGGGCAUCUUUCUCAAAUCCUUUGGCAUGAAGUUAUUUAUGGGUGUAGGUUGGCAGCACUUUUCUGUUACAAAUAGAAAACAAUUCCAGUCAUAUAAAACAUAUCCCACUCCAAAUGAUAUUGUCAAAAAUAUACCUCUAGAGGCCAGCCUGGUGGCAUAGUGGUCAAGAGCGUGCGCUCUGCUUCGGCGGCCCAGGGUUCGCAGGUUCAGAUCCCGGGCGCGCACCAACACACCGCUUGUCAAGCCAUGCUGAGGUGGUGUCCCAUAUAAAGUAGAGGAAGAUGGGCAUGGGUAUUAGCCCACGGCUAGCCUCCCCAGCAAAAAAGAGGAGGAUUGGCAUCAGACGUUAGCUCACGGCUAAUCUUCCUCGCAAAAAAAAAAAGGAAGAAAAAUACACCUCUGAUAGUAACUAUGAUAGACUUUUUGCAAAAACAUAUCUCUCCCCGGCCAGCCCCGAGGCUUAGCGGUUAAGUGCGCGCGCUCCGCUGCUGGCGGCCCGGGUUGGGAUCCCGGGCGCGCACCAACGCACCGCUCCUCCGGCCAUGCUGAGGCCUGGUCCCACAUACGGCAACUAGAAGGAUGUGCAACUAUGACAUGCAGCUGUCUACUGGGACUUUGGGGAAAAAAAAGGAGGAGGAUUGGCCAUAGAUGUUAGCUCAGAGCCAGUCUUCCUCAGCAAAAAGAGGAGGAUUGGCACUGAUGUUAGCUCAGGGCUGAUCUUCCUCACACACACACAAAAAAACAUAUCUCUUUCUGUAUGCACAUCUCUUGGCAAUGUGACUUUACAGCUCCUCCCAUUAAGAAGUGGAGUCUGCUUCCCCACCAUUUGAAUCUGGGCUGGCAUUGUGACUUGCUUUGGCCAACAGAAUGUAGAAGAAGUGAUGGUGUGCCAGUUCCAAGCCUAGGUUUCAAGAGGCCUUACAAACUUCCACUUCCUCUCUUGAAACCCUACCCAGCCAUGAAUAAGCUGGGCUAGUUGCUGAAGGAUGAGAGACCACCUGUCCCAGCUGAGCUCAUACUAGACCAGCUAGCCCAGCACCUGACCCAGUCACAUGACUGAGUCCAGUCAAGACCAGAAGAACCAUACAGCUGUGUCGGCCCAAACUGCCCAUUCACAUAAUCACGAGUUUAAUAAAUUAUUGUUGUCUUAAGCCACUAAAUUUUGGGGUGAUUUGUUACACAAUGAUAGUAA
This is a messenger RNA of Diceros bicornis minor, 2843 nucleotides long. RefSeq names its product mixed lineage kinase domain like pseudokinase (gene MLKL). Gene Ontology annotation, biological process: cell surface receptor signaling pathway; protein phosphorylation. The coding region runs from base 181 to 1590 and encodes 469 amino acids. The transcript is spliced from 11 exons. Gene Ontology annotation, molecular function: protein kinase activity; ATP binding. The record is from RefSeq and is a predicted model, not a curated record. Lineage: Eukaryota; Metazoa; Chordata; Mammalia; Perissodactyla; Rhinocerotidae.